Molecule: messenger RNA, 618 nt
Organism: Parnassius mnemosyne (clouded apollo)
Lineage: Eukaryota; Metazoa; Arthropoda; Insecta; Lepidoptera; Papilionidae
Source: the annotation of a GenBank genome assembly
AUGGACCAAACUCUCACAAUCGACGAUAGCAAUGUGACAGCAGAAAAUCUGAGAGACGAGACAAACAUACCUAGUGAAGAAGAAAGAUCAGACAUAUCAACCAAUUCUUUAAAUUUUGAGGAGUGUACCAGCGAGAUAGAGGAUGUAAAGUAUCCUGAGCCCGUGAGCAAACUAAGAAUGCGUGUGAUAAAACCACCCCAGAGAUAUGGUUUCAGUAAUGUAUGCGUAAUUGAGGAUGAAAAUAUAGGUAAUGAAUGUCUUACCUAUGAAAAUGUUAUCAAUGAUACUGAACGAGAAGAGUGGUAUAAAGCAAUGGAAGACGAAUUGCAAUCGUUCCGCGAUAACGACGCAUGGGACUUAGUGGACAAACCUAGUGAUGCGCGUGUUGUGCAGUGUAAAUGGGUCUUUAAAAGGAAGUUAAAUAGUGAUAACACAGUGAGAUAUAGGGCCAGAUUGGUUGCAAAAGGUUAUACACUAAAACAAGGAAUUGACUAUAAGGAAACUUUUUCACCGGUUCUAAGAUACUCUACUUUAAAAUUGUUAUUUGGUAUAAGUGUUAACUUAGACUUAAACAUAACCCGAUUAAAAGGCGAUUUAUGGGUUAAAGCAGUCAGCUAG